This is a messenger RNA of Megalobrama amblycephala (Wuchang bream), 3329 nucleotides long. Its product is annotated as zinc finger protein 850-like. The coding region runs from base 310 to 3138 and encodes 942 amino acids. The record is from RefSeq and is a predicted model, not a curated record. Lineage: Eukaryota; Metazoa; Chordata; Actinopteri; Cypriniformes; Xenocyprididae. Gene Ontology annotation, molecular function: DNA-binding transcription factor activity, RNA polymerase II-specific; RNA polymerase II cis-regulatory region sequence-specific DNA binding. The transcript is spliced from 4 exons. Gene Ontology annotation, biological process: regulation of DNA-templated transcription.
GACUGAGAAUAUCAGUGCUUUGUAGAUUAUUGAACUGAGAGCAGUUCACACUUGCUUACAUUUAGAUAUAAGCCAGAAGCUCUUGAAAAACGGUAUGGAAAAUCUCUGAUUCAUCCCACAAAUCAACAAUAUGAAUGUUUUUCUGUAUGAAGACUUCUAUUAGUUUUAACGUGCAGACAGGACUUUUAUUUUGGUGUGGGGUGUGACGUCAAAAAACUGCGCCGUGCUCCGGCAUCUGAUGUGAUUCGACUGAAGAAAGAAAAACUCCUGGUGAAGUGACUGAGAUCCAGGUGACACACCAUUAUAAAGAUGGAGUUUAUUAAAGAGGAAAGUGCAGACAUAAAGAUUGAAGAAACAUUCAGUCUGAAACAAGAAGAAACUGAGACACUAACAGACCUCAUGUCACUGAAAGAGGAGAGUCAAGAUCUGAAUGACAUGAAAGAGAAAGAUCUGUAUGAGAAACAGCAUGAUUUCAUAUCUAAAGAAAAAUCUUUUAAUUGCUCACAGACUGAAAAUACUUCAUCACAAAAAAGAGAGACUAGAAGUAAUUUCAUCUGUAAACAGUGUGGAAAGAGUUUCAGUCAGCAUAAACACCUUAAAGUCCACAUGGGAGUUCACACCGGAGAGAAGCCUUAUACCUGCCAACAGUGUGGAAAGAGUUUCAACCGAAAAGGAACCCUUAAAGUCCACAUGAACGUUCACACUGGAGAGAGCUGUUAUUCCUGCCAACAGUGUGGAAUAAGUUUCACUCGAAAAGGAAACUUGAAAAGGCACAUGGGAAUUCACACUAGAGAGAAGUCUUACACCUGCCAACAGUGUGAGAAAGUUUUUAAACUUAAAAGAAGUCUUAAUUGCCACAUGAGCUUUCAUACUGGAGAGAAGCAUUUCAGCUGCCAACAGUGUGGAAAGAGUUUCAACCGAAAAGGAAGUCUUAAUUACCACAUGAAAAUUCACACUGAAGAGAAGCCUUUUACGUGCCAACAGUGUGGAAAGAGUUUCAACCGAAAAGGAGCCCUUAAGGUUCACAUGAACGUUCACACUGGAGAGAGCCGUUAUUCCUGCCAACUGUGUGGAAUAAGUUUCACUCGAAAAGGAAACUUGAAAAGGCACAUGGGAAUUCACACUGGACAGAAGUCAUAUGCCUGCCAAAAGUGUGGGAAAGUUUUUAACCUAAAAAGAAAUCUUAAUUGCCACAUGAGCGUUCAUUCUGGAGAGAAGCAUUUCAGCUGCCAACAGUGUGGAAAAAGUUUCAACCAAAAAGGACACCUUACAGACCACAUGAGAAUUCACACUGAAGAGAAGCCUUUUACCUGCCCUCAGUGUGGAAAAAGUUUUAAUCUAAAAGGAACCCUUAAAGACCACAUGAAAAUUCACACAGGAGAGAAACCCUACACAUGCCCUCAGUGUGGAAAAAGUUUCAAGCGAAAAGGACAACUUAAUGUCCACAUAAGAAUUCACACUGGAGAGAAGCCUUUCACCUGCCAACAGUGUGGAAAAAGUUUCAGUAUAAAAGGAAACCUUAAAGACCACAUGAAAAUUCACACUGGAGAGAAACCCUACACAUGCCCUCAGUGUGGAAAGAGUUUCAGGAGCAAAGGUCAGUUUAAAGGCCACAUGAGAAUUCACACUGGAGAGAAGCCUUUCACCUGCCAACAAUGUGGAAAAUGUUUCAACCAAUCAGGAACCCUUAACGUGCACAUGAGAAUUCACACUGGAGAGAAGCCUUAUGCCCUGGGUAUACAGGUGCUGGUCAUAUACCUGAUGGCGCUGGAAGAGGAGGGUCAAGAUCUGAAUGACAUGAAGGAGAAAGAUCUGUAUGAGAAACGGCAUGAUUUCAUAAAUGAAGAAAAAUCUUUUAGUUGCUCACAGACUGAAAAGACAUCCUCACAAAAAAGAGAGACUAGAAGUAAUUUCAUCUGUAAGCAGUGUGGAAAGAGUUUCAGUCAGCGUAAAAACCUUGAAGUCCACAUGGGAGUUCACACCGGAGAGAAGCCUUACACCUGCCAACAGUGUGGUAAGAGUUUCAACCGAAAAGGAAACCUUAAAGUCCACAUGAACGUUCACACUGGAGAGAGCUGUUAUUUCUGCCAACAGUGUGGAAUAAGUUUCACUCGAAAAGGAAACUUGAAAAGGCACAUGGGAAUUCACUCUAGAGAGAAGUCUUACACCUGCCAACAGUGUAGGAAAGUUUUUAAGCUAAAAAGAAGUCUUAAUUGCCACAUGAGCAUUCAUACUGAAGAGAAGCAUUUCAGCUGCCAACAUUGUGGAAAAAGUUUUAACCGAAAAGGACGACUUAAUUACCACAUGAAAAUUCACACUGAAGAGAAGCCUUUUACUUGCCCUCAGUGUGGAAAAAGUUUCAAACUAAAAGGACACCUUCAAGUCCAUAUGAUAAUUCACACAGGAGAGCUCCCUUUCUCAUGCCAACAAUGUGGAAAAAGUUUCAAACUAAAAGCACACCUUAAAGACCAUAUGAGGAUUCACACAGGAGAGAAACCCUACACAUGCCCUCAGUGUGGAAAAAGUUUCAGUCGCAAAGGACCGUUUAAAGACCACAUAAGAAUUCACACUGGAGAGAAGCCUUUCACCUGCCAACAAUGUGGAAAAAGUUUCAAGCAAAAAGCAAUCCUUAACACACACAUGAGAAUUCACACUGGAGAGAAGCCUUUCACCUGCCCUCAGUGUGGAAGGAGUUUCAAACUAAAAGGACACCUUAAAGACCACAUGAGAAUUCACACAGGAGAGAAACCCUACACAUGCCCUCAGUGUGGAAAGAGCUUCAGUCGCAAAGGUCCGUUUAAAGACCACAUGAGAAUUCACACUGGAGAGCUCCCUUUCUGCUGCCAACAAUGUGGAAAAUGUUUCAACCAAUCAGGAACCCUUAACAUGCACAUGAGAAUUCACACUGGAGAGAAGCCUUACACUUGCACUCAUUGUGGAAAAAGUUUUAGACUAAAAGGCCACCUUAAAGGCCACAUGAGAAUUCACACAAAAAGUUUUAACCAACCAGGAACCCUUAACAUGCACAAGAGAAUUCACACUGGAGAUAAUUCGUUCAUAUGUGAUCGAUGUGGAAAGAGUUUUAGAUAUAAAGGAACCUUAAAGUACCACAUGAGCCUUCACUCAAGGUUCACAUAAGAGUUUUCGUUAUAGAGAGGUCUUGUACCAGCCCUGAAAGCCCUGAUAUACUCACUGCAAAGUUAUUUUUCAGUCUUUGCUUCGUAGCAGUGGACUUAAGUGAACAUCUCGAGUGGCAUUUAUAUGAAUGUGUAAAUAUGUGCUGUGCAUUUUUCUUUCAGUAACAAAAUAAAUGCAGUGGGAAAAGUGCA